Messenger RNA from Marchantia polymorpha subsp. ruderalis, 1092 nucleotides. The record is from the annotation of a GenBank genome assembly. NCBI's taxonomy places the organism in Eukaryota, Viridiplantae, Streptophyta, Marchantiopsida, Marchantiales, Marchantiaceae.
GGGUUACUAGUCUGGUGCUAAAUACCAAACGUCACAGAGUCAGCGGAAAAAUUAGACGGCAGAAAUUCCACUGAGCGCAGAGCACGGCAGCUUCAUUGCCUUCAUCGCUCUCUGUGUUUCGAACCCGCAGGUGAAGAAUGUCGGUGGGUGCUGCGGGCAUGGCGAGGGUCGGAGGAGCCACCGCGUCGAUCCGCGCUUUAGUGCCAAUUUCUUACCUCGCGGGCGCAGCGCAUUCGGCAGAUCUCGGUUUCUCAUCCACGUCUCAAAGCAGAAUCGUCUUGGUUCCUUCUUGUUUAUCGUACCCUAAUUCUUCACUCUCGUAUCGACGAAAUGUUGGAAAUGUCGGAAAUUUGCGGACUUCGCUGCUCCCUCCCAUCCUGUACUCAGCCUCUCCUUCAUGGUCGCAAUCAUCGUUCGUCGGCUCGGCUUCCAUUAGAGCUGCAGGUUUGAACGGCAAGCUUCUUGCUCAGGAAGGACGACACAUUGCGAGCAGCGGUGUGAUUGUUCGAUGUAUGUCCGAGCAGUCGGAAAGCGUUCUCGAGGACAUGAUUUGCAGUAAAAAUUCUGAGAAUGCCGUCGUCGUGUAUUCGAAAUCAUGGUGCCCCUACUGCGGCAGAGUGAAAAGCUUAUUUCGGGAACUGGGGGUGGAGUUUCUGUUGAUCGAGCUCGAUAAUCUUGUCGAAGAGCAGGAAGUUCAAGAAGCGCUUCGUAGGUUAACUCGACAGAGCACAGUUCCAAACAUCUUCAUCGGUGGCAAGCACAUUGGCGGAUGCGACGAUACGAUGGAUCUGCACAGGAGAGGGCAGCUAAUGCCCUUGCUAACAGCUGCCGGAGCCAAGAUCUCCAAAAGCUGAGCAGAGUAGAGUGUUAUCACAUUAAUGAAUUCCUGGGCGCCCAUAGAUAGAUGGUAGUUGAAUUGGACAAGUUUGGUACUCGCGUACCUUCAGUUUCACACCUGCAACAGGUGUACAUUUCAGCUGAGGCCCCGGGAAGACACUCUGUGCCAAUUGUAACUAGCAAAUUUGUGGCAAGAUUUUUCCAAAAAUAAGUAUUAAAUAAAUGACACCACUGUGGUUGUUCGAAUUUCCCCAC